Messenger RNA from Ictalurus punctatus (channel catfish), 3418 nucleotides. It is a transcript of the gene selp, whose product is annotated as selectin P. Gene Ontology annotation, biological process: cell adhesion. The transcript has 19 exons. The record is from RefSeq and is a predicted model, not a curated record. NCBI's taxonomy places the organism in Eukaryota, Metazoa, Chordata, Actinopteri, Siluriformes, Ictaluridae. The coding region runs from base 84 to 3266 and encodes 1060 amino acids. Gene Ontology annotation, cellular component: membrane.
AAUUCAGCUUGGCACAGCAAGUCAAACUGCAAUCGAGCUGGUCAUAAUGUGAGAAGAGUUCUUACUCUGGAGAUACCCAUAAGAUGUUUUGUUGGAAGCAUAUAAGGAUGCAUUUUGGAUGGAUAGUGCUUAUGACUAUGGUGAAUAAUGGAGUCCAGGCCUGGACAUACCAUUACAACACAGACACCAGCAUGGAGUGGGAAAUAGCACGCCAGUGGUGCAGGCAGCAUUACACCGACAUGGUAGCCAUCCAGAACAAGCAAGAGGUCAUCUACCUGAACCAGAUGUUGCCCUUGCAUCGCUCCUACUACUGGAUUGGCCUUAGGAAAAUGGCUGGCCAGUGGACAUGGGUGGGUACCAUGAAGCCCCUGGCACCCGAGGCAGCCAGCUGGGCAACAGGAGAACCCAAUAACCAGGGAACUAGUGAAGACUGCGUGGAGAUCUACAUCAAGAGGUCCAAGGACCCAGGCAUGUGGAAUGAUGACAAUUGCAGCAAAAAGAAAGCAGCACUCUGUUACACAGCAUCGUGUUUUGAGAGGUCGUGCAGUGAGCAUGCCGAGUGUGUGGAGAACAUUGGAAACUACACGUGCGAGUGUAAUCCAGGGUUCACAGGACCACGCUGUAAUGAAGCUGUAGAGUGUGGCGCGGUCAAAACUCCAGAGCAGGGUUUUGUGCAGUGUAGCCAUGUUUAUGGAGACUUCCGUUUCAAUUCAUCCUGCCAGUUCCACUGUGCCCGUGGCUACAUAUUACAGGGUUCAAAACAUCUACACUGCUUAUCACUGGGGAAGUGGGAUCAUGAUCCUCCCGAGUGCCAGGUUGUCGAAUGUCCUCCAAUUACAACUUCAAACAGUGGAUGGAAUAUGACAUGCAACCAUCCUCGGCACACAAACAGCUACAACUCUACAUGUGUGUUCAGAUGUGACGAGGGUUUUGAGCUGAGAGGUUCACACACAACCCGGUGCGAUCACACUGGACAGUGGACACACAACACCCCAACCUGCACAGCUGUGACCUGUGAGCCACUUGUGAUGCCGGAGAAGGGUCACAUGACCUGUACUGAUCCACUGGGAAAGUUCUCCUUCCGUUCAUCUUGUGCUGUGACCUGUGAGGAAGGAUACAUGCUGAGAGGAGAGAACACACUCACCUGCAUCAAGACCGGCAACUGGUCAGCAGAAACUCCAACAUGUGAAGUUGUAAGGUGCAGCGCUCUCAAUUCUGCUCCUCAUGGCUCCACGCAUUGUACGGACCCGUUGGAGAAAUUCGCUUAUAGCUCCAUUUGUCGGUUCGAGUGUGACAUCGGGUUUCUGCUGAUGGGUUCAAACUACACCUACUGUAACGCACAGGGAAAUUGGACCCACUGCCUUCCAGUGUGUCAAGUGGUACAGUGUUCUCCUCUGUCUGCUCACUCCAGUGAUGUGAGAAUGAACUGCACUCAUCCCCUCUCCACCAACAGCUACAACUCCACAUGUGUGUUUAACUGCGAUGAGGGCUUUAAGCUCAUAGGUUCCUAUAAAACUCAGUGUGAUCACACUGGACAGUGGACAGCCAAGUCCCCCACUUGCAAAGCUGUGACCUGUGAGCCACUUGUGAGGCCUGAGAAGGGUCACAUGACCUGUACUGAGCCACUGGGGAAGUUCUCCUUCCGUUCAUCUUGCGCUGUGACCUGUGAGGAAGGAUACACGCUGAGAGGAGAGAGCACACUCACCUGCAUCAAGACCGGCAACUGGUCAGCAGAAACUCCAACAUGUGAAGCUGUGACCUGUGAGCCACUUGUGAGGCCUGAGAAGGGUCACAUGACCUGUACUGAUCCACUGGGAAAGUUCUCCUUCCGUUCAUCUUGCGCUGUGACCUGUGAGGAAGGAUACACGCUGAGAGGAGAGAACACACUCACCUGCGUCAAGACCGGCAACUGGUCAGCAGAAACUCCAACAUGUGAAGUUGUAAGGUGCAGCGCUCUCAAUUCUGCUCCUCAUGGCUCCAUGCAUUGUACGGACCCGUUGGAAAAAUUCGCUUAUAGCUCCAUUUGUCGGUUCGAGUGUGACAUCGGGUUUCUGCUGAUGGGUUCAAACUACACCUACUGUAACGCACAGGGAAAUUGGACCCACAGCCUUCCAGUGUGUCAAGUGGUACAGUGUUCUCCUCUGUCUGCUCACUCCAGUGAUGUGAGAAUGAACUGUACUCAUCCCCUCUCCACCAACAGCUACAACUCCACAUGUGUGUUUAACUGCGAUGAGGGCUUUAAGCUCAUAGGUUCCUAUAAAACUCAGUGUGAUCACACUGGACAGUGGACAGCCAAGUCCCCCACUUGCAAAGCUGUGACCUGUGAGCCACUUGUGAUGCCGGAGAAGGGUCACAUGACCUGUACUGAUCCACUGGGAAAGUUCUCCUUCCGUUCAUCUUGUGCUGUGACCUGUGAGGAAGGAUACACGCUGAGAGGAGAGAACACACUCACCUGCAUCAAGACCGGCAACUGGUCAGCAGAAACUCCAACAUGUGAAGUUGUAAGGUGCAGCGCUCUCAAUUCUGCUCCUCAUGGCUCCAUGCAUUGUACGGACCCGUUGGAGAAAUUCGCUUAUAGCUCCAUUUGUCGGUUCGAGUGUGACAUCGGGUUUCUGCUGAUGGGUUCAAACUACACCUACUGUAAUGUACAGGGAAAUUGGACCCACAGCCUUCCAGUGUGUCAAGCUCGACAGUGCCCUUUGCUGGCCAGUCCAGAAAAAGGCUGGAUGAAUUGCUCUCACCCUCACUUCCUCUUCAGUUAUGGCUCACAUUGUGGUUUUGGAUGCGACAUUGGCUAUGUGCUCAGAGAGGAAUCUAAGUUGGACUGCACGACAGCAGGAACCUGGAGUCAGGAGAUACCUUCUUGUAAAGUGGUUCAGUGUGAAUCCCUCUUGCGGGCACCUCUUUUGCAAUCGGAUUCUGUUUCUGUCCCCUUUAUGAACUGCUCCCAUCCCAGAGGCGACUUCAGCUUCGGCUCCCGGUGUGCGUUCAGCUGUCCGGAAGGCUACAGGCUGAACGGAACUACUGACCUGAUGUGUACGUCUGGUGGAUUUUGGACUGGUCUGCUGCCUACCUGCAUCACGGAGGACAUGCCAUUAGGUCCUGCUUUUCUUAUAUAUGGUGCAAUAGGCGCAGCAUCAUCACUUGGCCUGCUGCUGAUGGGGGGAUUGGUCAUGCUGUUGGUGCGGAAGUUCAGCAAGGAUACGUUCACUCCGGAUUACUCAGCCUGGGAUGGAGCUCUAAAUCCAGUAUUUGAAGAAAAUUAACAAUUUUAUGAAAAACAUGCAAUGCUUUAUUAUGUACUAGACCAAGACAUAAUAAUUUCUGCAAUGUUGAUUGGAUGAAACUUGUUAAUCAGCGUGUUAACUGUCUUCCCGAGGAUCUGCAUAAUGAAUAAAGGAGUAAUAUUUUACUCAGA